Molecule: messenger RNA, 4360 nt
Organism: Benincasa hispida (wax gourd)
Lineage: Eukaryota; Viridiplantae; Streptophyta; Magnoliopsida; Cucurbitales; Cucurbitaceae
Source: RefSeq, a predicted model, not a curated record
UUUAAAAAAACCGGAAACAUAAUUAAAUCUUCAUUCUCCCAUUCUCUUUCACUAUUUAAAUCAUGAUUCACACCUCAUUCAUCCACAACUUCAUUCUUCAAUCUUCAUAUUCUACUUCUUUUCUACCGUCUACUCUAGUUGUUCAACAAUCAGUCGACGUUACUAGAUUUUUUUUUUCAAGUUUUCACUCUCUUCUUGAAUCUAUUUUAAUCUAACUUAAAAUAAGUAUUAUAACAAUUAACUAGACAUUAUAUACAUAAUGUAUCUUUGACGUAUCCGUAUCUUAGUUUUUUAGAAAUUAACAUAUUGUCGUAUCGUAUCGUAUCCGUAUCAUGUAUCUGUGUCUGUGCUUCUUAGCAUACAAAUCAUGCCCAUAUGGUCGGUCUAUAAUAAAAGGUAUUAUUUUUUCUUUAAAAAAAGUAUUUAAAUAUUAUUAUCUAUAAAAAUUCAUUUUUCCAACUCAAAAUUUCAUUUUUUUUUUAAAAAAAUCAACAUUUUAGAUAAGCAAACACAAAAAUAGUUAGAAAAAGUACCUUUUUGGUACGGAGUGAGUUUUGAGGAAUAAAUGCAUUUAGUCUCUCAAAUUGGCCAAUUUAGUCCAUAAGUUUUUAGUAGCAAGAUGAGUUAUCCUGUAUAUAUAUAUAUAUUUUUUUCCUAAGAAUAGAUUUCCUCUCUCUUCUCACGUACAUAUUCUAAGUUGGGUGAGGCACGUGGUUUUAGAUUUUGGUUCCUCUAAGCUAAGUUGAAGGAUCACAAUCCUUCCAAUUCGCCUAUUCCUAAGAACUCCCUAAGAAUGCCUUAGAAUUUUACACCAUGAAAAAUGAUGAUAUCUACGUAAAAAACUACUUACUUUUCUAUUUGGAGCUUUGAUUUUCAGAGGAAACAUGGACGGAAUAUUUGGAGUGAUCGAUAGCAGAUUCAAAGUGUCAAUAGUAGAUUCAACCAUGAUGUGGAUCGUGCAUCGUGCGAUGGAUAAAGCUCAUGAAAGAGUCAAGUCCAGAGAAGGCGUUAUAGAGAGAUUACAUGAGAUAUCAAAAUUCUAUGAGUUGUCUGUAAUGCAAUUGGAUGGCUGUAUCAAGUUUGUUCAAGAAGAAACUGACACUCAAAAUCCCGAAAGCAGCCAUGAAGAAGUGCUUGCAGGCUUGGCUGAAAUAAGAAACCGCCUUCAACGACGCCUUUAUGAAUCGGAGCUGGCCAUCCUACAGAAAGAUAGAGAGUUGGCAGAUCGAUUCGAAAGCGAGGUGAAGUUAAGGCAGGCUUUGGAAACUACAGAAAGGGAGUUAGUUUCUUCACAGGAAGAUCUUGAGCUUGAAAGAUCAAGGAGUGCCGGAAGUUCCAAUCUUAGUCCUCAUGAAGGAGAGGAUGAUGAGGAUAGAGAUGGAGAAUUUGGUGAACUAAAAGACUCGGUGGAUCGACAGGUUUGGAAGAUCAAAGAAAAACUUGAGUUUGAUGAUAAUGAGCCUAAGGUGAAGAGACAACGGAAUCAUUGUAUCAAUGAUGUAAGAGUUGAAGAGAUGGGAUCUGAUAUUGACAUUUUGAAGGAAACUCUUGAUAUUGCGUUUGGGAAAAUGCAGAGUGCCAUUUUCAUUUCCGAGAUGGGACCAAUAGAGCAGCAAGUAAAAUCAAGUAUUGAGAAUGACAUUAUAUCGAUCUGUCUUAAGGGAUUUUCGAGGGAUUGCCAAGAGGAUCUAGAGGCAGAAGCCACAAGGAAAGAGAAGAAAGUUUCAGUUGCCUUGAAUGGACAUUGGUCAGAUUUAAUGAAUGAAGUUACAGGCUUGUGUGAGGAUCUCAAGCCUCUCAUUGGCCAAAAUGAAAUGCAGCCCCAAAAAGGAGAAGGAUGCAACAUUUUGGAUUUUGGGUCAAGAUCCCCAAAAAGAGAGGAGAAGAGUUCCCAGGUACAUCUAGAUGGUAGUCUUUCAGAAUAUGGGAUAAACACCAAUGAGCUAGAAGAUGAGAGAGGGCAUGAGUCAAUUAUUAAGAAAAGGAGUGAAGAAGCAGAUCUGGUUCAAUUGAAGCCAGAAAUGCUUCAAGAGAAAACUUCAUUGUCAUCAAGGAGAGAGGAAAGUCUUGAAAGGUUGAAAAGUAGGUUCCAAGAAGUACUAGAGAAUCUAAUGAUUUUCAAGGCUAAGGUUAACAAAAUUUUAGGCCAAAAUGGUAAUUUCAAUGAAGAAGACAUUCCUCUAGAGAAAAAGGAGCAAGUAUUUACAGAAAAUCAUAGACAGAAGUCAGAUGUUGAUAGUUUGGCAGACGUCUGGGGGAAGAUGCAUCAACUGCAGGAUGAAGAAAACAUCGGAAUACAAAACCAAAUUUGCAUACUAAGACAAGAAAGAGAGGACGUAGAAUUUCAAAACAUAAUGAUGGAGGAAAUUUACAUCACUUUAUUCCAAGGGUUGAGAGAAAAGUUUUGUAAUGAUUUAAAUCGCUUGGAAACGGAGAUCCUGAUUGCAGAUGGUAUAUGCAGAGAUAUCAUUAGGAAUAAGUUCAAUCAGUUGGAUAAAACCAUGGAAAGUUUCAAAAUUGAAGUCCAAAUUAAAGAUGAUGUAUAUCAUGUUGUCUUCAAGGAGGCAAUGAAAGAUUAUGACUUCGAAUUAGACAGAUUGGAGGAAUGCAAAAUAAGGCACGAAAUUUAUGCAAUCCCCUUUACAGUAAUGCUAAAGGAAUGGCAUAAAAACAUAGAAGAACACAAAACUGAAAGCCUUCUUAGAGAAGAGAUAUCUGGGUUAGUCUUUAGUGAGACAAUCAAAAGCAUCAGUUACAAAGCCAACCAUAGUCCACAUACCAAAUUCUUCAACGAUUUUCUUAAAAGUUGUCAAAUUACGAUUAAAGAAGAUGUCUGCUCAGUUUUCUUGAGGGAAAAAGUUAUGGAAUGGGAGGAGAAGAUAGAGGCAUCUAACUUGGAAACUUUAAUUAGGGAAGAAAUUUGUUACACUAUUCUUAAUGAGGCAGAGAGAGAAGUCUGUAACAGAUGUAAACAAGUCGAUGUUGCGAUUCAGGACGGUGGCGCUGCAGAAAAGCCAUCAUCUAGGGAAAGACUUGGUGAAGGCACAGAGAUCGGCAUGGGAAGUUUGAUUCAGAAACUAAGUUUACUUUCAGAAGGCAUUGAAGUAGUGAAAAAUUUGGUGCUCAAUGCAAGUUUUGAGAUAAAGAAUAAUAAUUGUAAUCUGAAGCCAAUGGCCCUGGGAUGUGGGAUUGAUGAAAGUAAAGCUACCACCAUAGACGCAAAAGACAUUCAAUGCAUUCUCAAUUCGUUGAGUAUUAAGCUAGAGAAAACUAUGAAUCAGUUCAAUGACAAGUUAUUUGUGGGAGCAUUGAAACCAAGCUCAGAAACUAUAGUUAGUGAACCAAGAAACGUAUGUCAAAUUUCUCCUGUUGAUGAAAAUGUACCAGAUAGGAAGCUCUCGUUAUUGGAACUUCAUGAUAUGCAGCAGCUAAACAAGUCAGAUUCUACGUGCCUAAAACUUCCGGAGCUUCCACAUAUACCAUAUGAUUUUGAGCUGAUUGUAAAUAGAAAAUUGGAAUCAAUAAUGCUAAGGUACCACAAGAGCAACCCCAGUAAGAAAAAAUUGGAUAUAAAAAUUUGUUACUUAAAGGAAAUAAAUGUAAAUCAUUUUACUGUUGAUAGAUUGGAAGAAAUGAAGCAUAGUUUGGAUCCAGUUCCUCGAGUCAUGGCUUCUCUGCGAGAAAAUGAAUCACUUUAUAAGAAGGCUUUCAUCAGAAGAUGCCAAAAUCUCAGAAAAGCUGAAAACGAGGUUCUGUUCUCAAUUUCCCACUCCUUCAGCUUGAAGAUAAUCUUCAGUCAUUUGAUUGGUUUUCCCAUAUUUUCUAUUUGAUAUCCAUUAGGUGGAUCUUCUGGGGGAUCAAGUGGAUAUCCUUGUUAGCUUGAUUGAGAAGAUAUACUCGAUUCUAAAUCAACAAUCACCAGUUUUGCAGCAAUAUUUUGAUGUAAUAUCUCCGCUACACUAUUUCCCCUCUCUCUUUAUUCUCAUGUUUUUGUACCAAUCUCAAACCAAAUAACUUCGCUUUAAUUUUGAUCUUUCCCAGGUCUCAGAAAUUCUCAGGUUGAUCAAGCAGGAGUUAGCAGUAAUUGUUUGUACACCACCUGAAAAAUUAGAUACAAAGCUCUAAAGUGUAACCCUAAUUUUCUCUGUCCCAUAGAAUCUGUAUAGACAGCAACAUCGAAACUGCGAACUAACAAUUAACAAACCUAUUAUUCCAUAAACAUGAACAAUUCAGCAUAUAUAUAUAUAUAUAUAUAUAUAAAUCGAAUAACGAUUAAGAAUUCUAAAAAUGAUUGACAAAUUACUAACGAACAAUUCACUUAAACCUACAUGGAAUUAAGACUAUGAAAAAAGAAACAAUA